AUUGCCGCGUCCUAGGACAGCGCUGGGGGCACAUACGUUUUGGCCCGCAGGGUAACGACAGUGGUGAUUUUGUGGUGGGGUCUGUCGUUCACAGGACGAGGGACCUCAGAGCCUGAGAUGAGAAGGUGCCGGUGAGGUCCGUUCACCCUCUUCCUGCAGCUGGAGAGGGCAGGCGGGGGGGGGGGGGGGGGGGGGCCAGCUUGGGCGCCGCUCACGUCCUUGGAGACACGUUCCAGGGACAGGAAGCACAUCGGCAUCCCGUGGGUGUGUGUGCCUGUGUAUGAGCGAGCAGGCGUGUGUGUCGGCACGUGUGCAUGCACACACAAGCGCGAAAGCGUGCAGGCAGGGGGCACGUCUGCACCCGCUCACGUUAGAGUGUGGGUGUGCAAGCACCUGGGAGUGUGUGCGUGCGCACAGGCAACAGGGUGAGCGUGCAAGCACCUGCACUGUACGUGCACGCGCGAGUGCGAGCGAGUGUGCCUGGGUGUGCGCGCGCGUGAGCUCACGUGAGUGUCAACGUGCCUGUCUACACGCAUGGAUGCGUGCGCGUGUGCGCGUGUGCGUGUGAACGAGCGUCACAGUGCACUAGCAAUCCCCCUGAGAUCCCUAGUUCUUGGGCCCCGUGUUGGGCAAGAUGCCGGGGUUUCCUCGCAGGGGCCUGGGGGCGGGGGCUCUUUGCCCGAUGGACACGUGACCAGACCCUUCUUGAAGUCAUGGGCGUGGCGUCCUGGAGAGACUCCCCUCUCCCCGCCACGUUGCGGUGCGUGGUUAUUUUGUCCUCAGAGCGUUUACAUGGAAAAGAAGAACGUGGAAAAACCCUGCGGCCGUCAUGCAGAAAAACAUGCGUAAAUAGUAGCUGGAAGGAAAUACCUCACUGCGGUUGGAGUGAAAAGGCCGCACAUGGUUUUCUGUUUGUGCUUGUAACAAAAGGAGGGUGAGGGAGGACCCAGCUCGAAACAGACGGUCACUUUUGAGAGUUUCUUAGAAUCACGUGAGUUUUGAUACCAAGGGAAAGCACGUUGUGACAACGCUUCGUGGACAAUUCCAAAUCAGCACGAAGUGCUCAGCCGGAGAGAUGUCUUGACCUCGCUCGGCUCUCUUGGGGCCUCCGGCUGGGCGUUCUCCCGGUUGGAACCUUGGCCAGACAGGGAGUGAUGUGCGAAGAACUCGGGCUUCAGGACUGAAUCUUCCAGUCGCUGGCUGUGUGGCCUCUCUGACCCUCAGUUUCCGUAUCUGUGCAAUGGGAGCAAGGGAUCCACCCCAUAGAGUAGCAGUUCUGAACGUGCGAGAAAAUAGCACACAGGACCACUUUCCAGUUUUAGAAUGUAAAGGUGUGACCGCACCUUCCUAUUUUAUAGACGCUCUCGUCCGUGACAGCGGUCACGGCUCCCAGAAAUAGACGAAUAUCGCAAAACAGAUUCAUCUCACAUGUUUAAACGUUCAGGCUUUUUCAUUUAUCGCUGGUGCUGAUUAAAUCCCGUCUUUUCUCGACUAUUGCGUUAUAGCUCCAAGAUGUACUCUUUUCGUAUUGAAACUUUUUUUUUUUUUUUUUUUUAAUCCCAGCGGUUUCUGAGUCAAUCCCGACUACCGGCUUUCUGCAGAGGGCACUGCCUUCCAAGACGCUCGCGCUGAGCCCCUCCGCUGCCCGAUUGUUUCCACCUCCUCGUUGUUGUUGUUGUCCUGGAAUCUGUCCUGUAAUCACUAACCGCGCAAACGCGGCCGUCCGUCAUCCUAGCGGUUAACCUACUGAGGAUAGGAGGUGUAGCAACGGUGCUGUGGGAGUUAGGCUGGAAGGUCCCUUUCUGGAAGGCCUGGGUUGUGGUGAGAGCGCCAGGGGAAUAACACCUCUGAACCCUCCGGCCAAGACGGAUCUUGGUUACCUUCCCUGAGAGUCUUCCCAGCGGAACUAGUGAGGUCUUGACCUGGCGCUAACGGGCUCCAGCUUCGGUGCCAACCAAGCAGCGAAAGACAGCCUGACGGGCGACGAGGAUGGCUUCACCCACGAGAAAGUACCUCGUGUGAAACUUACAUGCCAAACGCACACACCGGGCGUGGCGGCCACCGAGAUAAAACCUACGUCGGCUGAAGCCCCAUCACCCGCUCCGUUUUUCACUCCUCUGGCUCUGUCUGCCUCGCGCCCCUGUUCACGGGAGCGAACAGAAUUGUGUCCUCGUGGAGAUGGCUUUGUGGGGACUGUUCCGACUUUACGCCGUGAGCGGCUGUACCGCCAUCUUUGUGGCGAGCCCGCCGGUGUCCAUGUUGAUGCUGACCGGGAACGGACGUCUCUGAGACUGCCGCUUCGCGGCCCUCAGAUCACUGCCCGGGAAGAGGUCUCUGGGUUCCGGCCUAUGAACAUUUUUAUGGCUUUGAUCCGUAUUGUCCAGCGGUGUGAAGGACGCUUUGCUGAAUCUGAUGUACCACUUUGAUUUGGUGCUGUUUUCUCCUGCCAGUUUGCGACGAUACGGAACAGAAGGGCCCUUUCUCCAGGCCCCAGUGGCCCAGACCCCUUUGUGUAGCCGCCCAGGAGAGGCCUAGAGCCGCACUGCCUCCGACGACCAUGCUCGGGACCCUCGGGCUGGCCCUGCUGGCUCUGGUCAGCACGGUGGGCCUGAGCCAGGCCAGCGGCUUUACAGAAAACGGCCUUUCCUUGCUGAGUUUCCAGCUGUGCAACUACACCGUGACCCGAAACGUCCAGAAAGUGGAGGCCGUCCACACGUCGCACGUGACCUACACUCCCUGUGGCGGGUGGAUCCCGUGGAGGAGGUGCCCCAAGACGGUGUACAGAACUCAGUACCUGGCCGUGGACGUCCCCCAGCCCAGGAACGUGACCGACUGCUGUCGGGGUUAUGAGCAGCUGGGCCUCUACUGCGUCCCGCCCCUGAAUCGGUCCAGGGAGUUUGCCUCGAGACCCGGGGUCUGCCCCGCGGUGGGGCCAGAAGCACCCGCCUCGCCGUGCACGCUGGACACAGACUGCCCCGGGCUUCAGAAGUGCUGCGUCUCCCCCCGGGGCCACCACUGUGUGGCUCCCGCUCCCCGAGCUCCAGAGAGGGACCCGGUGACCUUCUGGUACGAUGUGACCGUCCUGGUGAAAAUGGCCUUCAAGGAGCUGGAGGAGGUGGACCCCAGGCUGCUGAAUCACAUGCGGCUUCUGUACUCCAUGGUCACCAGUGCCUUGCAGCCGCUGCACCCCUCCGUCCACCACCUGCAGUCGGCCAGUGGGGACCCCUCGACCACGGUGUCGCAGCUGCUGCUGGGCCUGCCGUGGCCGGUGCCCGUGGCCAACGUCUCCGCGACGCUAGACAGCAUCGUGCAGCGCGUCUAUGAAGUGAUCGACAUCCGGGUGCGAGACUGCCCUCCCAUCCGGGACUACAUGACCCUCAACGUCACCAGCAGCAGCUUUCGGGUGUCUUGGCAUUUACAUUCUCCCUGGCCCCGCACUUUCCACGUGCGGGUGUACAAGGGGGAAGAGCUCCUCCGGAGCGCCAGGACCGCGGGGAGGAGCCUGGAGGUGGCGGGGCUGGAGGCCGGAGAGCUCUACGGGGUGCGGACCGGCUACCAGGGGUGCGGGGCCAACGUCACCGCCACACUGGCCGUCAGAACCGAUGCCCGGGUAUUCCAAGUCACCGUCAGGGUCCUCAACCGCAACGUGACGGGGGCCCUUCUCAACCGCAGCAGCACCGAGUUCCGGGACUUUUCUCGACAACUGCUCCACGAGGUUGAAAACUCCUUCCCGCCAGCCGUCUCCGACCUGCACAGGAGAGGGAAGCUGAGGACACAGAUGGUCUCUCUCCAGGCUGGAAGCGUGGUGGCGACGCUCAGGUUGACCGUGCAGGACCCCGAGUUCCCAGUGGGGGUCUCCACGCUGGCCCCCAUGCUCCCGCCUCUGCUGGCCAGCACCGUGUUCCAGAUUGAUCCGCGGGGGACGCUCGUGCAAGAUUGGGACGAGUGUGCAGACAGCCGGGGGCACGACUGCUCACCCGCUGCCCAGUGCAUCAACGUCGAGGGCUCCUACACCUGUCGGUGCCGGACGGCCAGGGACGCCAACCCCUCCCGCGCGGGCCGGGCCUGUGAGGGUGACGUGGUGAGCCCCACGGGAGGGGUGCUGGCUCCAGCAACAGGUGUUACGGCCCCAGCUGUCAGCACAGAGACAACAGCCCUUGGCCCAGAGACGUCUGCCUUGUGGCCCAGCCCUGGGCACCCAGGGGGCACCCCUGCAGCAAAUCAGGCCCAGACCCCGGGGCCCCCACCCAGGAGAGGGGGCAGCGGCCCGGUCGGGAAGGACAAGAACAGCACGAGGCAAGGCCUGGAGGAGGGGGCACCCAGCAGGACCCCAGGCCUGGUGACAGGCCGGUGGCCAGCCAGCACGGCUCCUGGGACAACCCGCAGCUCCCCUUCUGGGCCCACGAAUGGCUCGCUGAGCACCCCUGGGUGGUUAUCAAGAGACUCGAGCACGGAGCGGCCCCUCUGGCCCAGUCCUACCGAGGGCCCCACAGACCACAUCGUCUGGCACGCCAGCCUCCCCACUGGGGACACAGCACCAGCAGCUCUGGACCCCACAAGGCCACAGAACUUGGUCCCCCGACCCUCCGGCUCCCCGGACCUUCCCUCGGCCCCCACCCCUGAGUCUCUGAAGCUUCCGGCCUGUGUUCCCGUCCCCAUCGAGAGGGUCACGGUGUCCAACGUGAGCAGCACCAGCUUUCACGUGGCGUGGGCGGCAGAUCUCACCCCGCACCCCACCUUCCAGCUCACCCUGACCUCCCCGCGGAGCCCCGCGGUGCACCUGGAGACCCGAGACGCAACCCUGACGCUGUCGGGCCUGGAGCCUGGCGUCCUGCACCUGGUGGAGAUAGCGACCAAAGCUUGCGGGAACGGAAGUGCCAGGGCCCGCCUGAAAGUCAGGACAGCGGCCCAGAAGCUCAGAGGGAAAGUCAGAAUAGCCAACGUCAGGUACGAGGAGCCCUUCUGGAACGCAAGCAGCAGGGAGUAUCAGGACUUCCUAGAGCUGUUCUUCAGGGUGGUGCGGGAUUCCUUGCCGGCCGCCAUGCUUCGGCAUGUGGACGCCGGUGGGGUCCAGAUGGAGGUGACCCGCGUCGCCAACGGCAGCGUCGUGGUGGAGUUUAACCUGCUGAUCAUCGCAGACGUGGAUGUCCUCGAGGUGUCUGCCGCGUUCCUCGUCGCCCUCCGGAACGCCUCUCUGCUGGAGGUGGUCGGCGAGGACACCUUCAUACAAGAUUACGACGAAUGUGACAGCCAGGAGCACGACUGUGAGCCGGGCGCGUCCUGCCACAACACCCUGGGCUCCUACACCUGCAGCUGCACGGGAGGAGCCCCCCGCUUCCCUGUGGAAUUUUCGGGAAGAUCCUGUGACGGUGACUCUCCCGGAAGCACAACCCAGGCUCCCGGCCCCCCUCUGGCCGCUGGCCCCGAGCAGGCCCCCACCCCGGCGGGAACCGCGGCUGCCAUGGCACCAGGUGCCGGCCCGGGUCCCCGGGGCCUGCCCCCGCGACUGAACCUGACCGAGGCGGUCAGGGUGCUCUGCGACAUUGAGAAGGUGGCCAUCGCCGUCCAGAGGCGCUUUCUGCAGCAGGAAUCCAUCCCCGAGUCCUCCCUGUACCUGGGACACCCAUCCUGUAACGUGAGCGACCACAACAGCACGCACGUGCUCCUGGUGGCCGGGUGGAGCGAGUGCGGGACCGUCGUGCAAAGUAACGUGACGAAUACGGUGGUGAGGACCACCCUGAGGAACGACCUGUCCCCUGAGGGCAUCAUCCACCAUCUGAAGAUCCUGAGCCCCAUCCACUGUGCCUUCCAGAACGACCUCCUGACAUCGUCAGGCUACACCCCAGAAUGGGGGGUCUAUACCAUCAUCGAGGACCUCCAUGGUGCUGGCAGUUUUGUCACCGAGAUGCGGUUGCUUAUUGGGGACUCCCCUAUACCUCGAAAUUAUAGCGUGUCUGCCAGUGAUGAUGUCAAGGUCGAGGUGGGGCUCUAUAAACAGAAGAGCAACCUCAAGGUGGUCCUGACCGAGUGCUGGGCGACACCAUCCAGCAACGCCAGGGACCCGGUCAUGUUCGGUUUCAUCAACAACAGCUGCCCCGUCCCCAACACACACACGAACGUGAUCAAGAACGGGGACUCCAGCAAGGCCCAGUUUAAGCUGAAAAUCUUCUCCUUCAUCAACAACUCCAUUGUCUACCUGCACUGCAGGCUUCGUAUUUGCAUGGACUCCCCUGGAAGCAUGUGCAAAAUAAAUUGCAAUGACGUCAAGUCCCCGAGAAGCAGCGAGGCAUCCACCAUACACCAGACAUCCUGGGGACCCCUCGUCCGGUCUGAAGGUGAGCGUCCAGGCGCGGAGCCGGGCCUGGGAGCCGGUUACCUGGUCCUCAUCGUGGUGGCCAUCUUCGCCGUGGUGGCCGGGGCGGCUGCCCUUGUCCUCGUGCACUACCAGAGAAUCACUGGCAAAUACAGCUUCAGAGCCGGGCCGGACGACUUCGGCUACCAGGUGUUCUCUGGGUAGGCGGUCCCGGCGGGCCCGCAGGUGGCUGUGAAUCAACCUCGGUUCUUAAUCCAUGAAGCAUCGAUGGAAACCUGCUCUGUCCCACAUCCAGAGCUUGGAUGAGUCCCGGGGGUGCUGAAAACACAGCCUCUGACUGACCCAGGAGACCCGUCGUCUGUGUAGGUCCCAGAUAAGCAAUGCCCACCAGGCGGAUGUAAGAGCUUUUGGAGUAGGAGGUGGGGUGAGGGGUAUGCCCCAGGCAUGGGGAUCUUCAAACGAGCUUGGAUCCAGCCUUGCCAUCACCCAGAUCACCUCCACAGCCCCCAGAGCCCCCAGACUCUUUACCCUCCUAACUGGCUCAAGUGGUCCUUUCUGGUUUUGCUCACCACUGACAUCUGUCACCUGCCACCCAUCCCCCCAUCCACUCAGCCAUGUAGCUACCCGUCCAUUCAGCCAUCCAUUCAUCCAAUGCUCUGUCAUAUAUAUAUUUCACAUUUUCAAAGAUAUUUGACAGUGCACUUGGAGUUCUUUUAACAAUAGGUCAGUCAUAAAUGCACCGCUAAUGUCAUUUUUAGUGGACAUAUAUGCUCUUUAACGUCUGCCUUUCCAGGACAUUGUUUUUAUUGACACAACAAGGACUCAAAAGACACUCCAUUAAUAUGAAAAUCUUUAUAAGUAGAAAUAACAUUAUAUACAUACACAUACUCACUAUUUUAUAUUUUUUCCAAGUAUUUUCACAGCCAUUUAAAAAUAUAAUUUUACCCCAGGAGAGGUACUAUUUAUCCAUUGCACAAUGGGAAAGCAGAGAAGAAAUGGGUGAGUCAUUUUCAUAUGGCCACAAAAUGAAUUAAUAAGGAACUGGGUGUAGAAUCUAAAUUUUUAUCUUAGAAUGUUCUCCAUUACACCAUACU
Molecule: messenger RNA, 7407 nt
Organism: Neofelis nebulosa (Clouded leopard)
Lineage: Eukaryota; Metazoa; Chordata; Mammalia; Carnivora; Felidae
Gene: UMODL1
Product: uromodulin like 1
Exons: 23
Coding region: 2558-6517 (1319 amino acids)
Cellular component (GO): cell surface; extracellular region
Molecular function (GO): protein binding; calcium ion binding; peptidase inhibitor activity
Source: RefSeq, a predicted model, not a curated record